Molecule: messenger RNA, 1076 nt
Organism: Silurus meridionalis
Lineage: Eukaryota; Metazoa; Chordata; Actinopteri; Siluriformes; Siluridae
Gene: cbx3a
Product: chromobox homolog 3a (HP1 gamma homolog, Drosophila)
Exons: 5
Coding region: 161-685 (174 amino acids)
Biological process (GO): chromatin organization; negative regulation of transcription by RNA polymerase II
Cellular component (GO): pericentric heterochromatin; nucleus
Molecular function (GO): chromatin binding
Source: RefSeq, a predicted model, not a curated record
AAACGGAUUGGCUGUGCGUGAUGACGCAGUGUGGGCGGAGCGUGACGGCGCGCAGGUCUCUGAGGGUUGAUAUCAGUGCAGGCCUGAGGUUGAUGUGGAGUGGCGGAGUUUCUUCACCUCGGUGCAGAUUGGAUUCGGUUAUAAUCCGUUGAAGGUUAUCAUGGGAAAGAAACAGACCAGCAAGUCAAAAAAGGAUAUGGAAGAACCUGAAGAGUUUGUGGUGGAGAAGGUGAUGGACCAGCGAGUGGUGAAUGGAAAAGUGGAGUUUUUCCUCAAGUGGAAAGGAUUCCCAGACACUGAUAACACCUGGGAGCCGGAAGAGAACCUCGACUGCCCCGAGCUGAUCUCCGCCUUCCUCGAGUCCCAGAAAGGCGUGGUGGAGAAACCUGACUCCAACAAGAGGAAGUCUUCUACAGACGAGCCUGAGACGGAGGAGAGCAAGGCCAAGAGGAAGAAGGAGCUGAAUGAAAAGCCGAGAGGGUUUGCCAGGAAUUUGGAGCCGGAGAGGAUCAUUGGGGCGACGGACAGCAGCGGUGAACUGAUGUUUCUGAUGAAGUGGAAGGACUCGGACGAGGCAGACCUGGUGCCAGCUCGAGAGGCGAAUACCCAGUGCCCGCAGGUGGUGAUUGCGUUUUAUGAGGAGAGGCUAACCUGGCACUCCUGCCCAGAGGAUGAACAGCACUAGUAUUCCACACCCCUGUGUACUUUUCCAACCCAAAGGUUCUCUGGCUGAGCCCCCGUGUGCACCCUGAAGGUGUGGGUCUCGCACCGCGGCCAGCCUGAGCCUCACGUUCCCGCGUGCGUCGGAUCGACACGCCGCACCCCCCAGGAACAAUCCGUUUCUGAUUUUAAGAUUUAAGAGGAAUCUAUUUGUUGUGUUUGGCUGCUCGGUCAUUUUAUUUCUGUUUGAUGCUUUUGUGUAUCUGUAGAUCUCCAUGUCCCCAUUGUCCCUAUCGUCCAGUGUCCUUAGAGUUCAGUUGCAUUGGGUUCGAUUCAGCCUGAAUAGUUCCACUGUAUAUUUUCUGUACAUAUUUUUUCAGAAAAGUUUCAAUUAAAGGUUUGUGCCUUUCUUUUAA